AUGGAUGUCAGCGACUGGCUUCGCCCGAAGAAGCUCAGUGCGAAUGCCCCCACUCUGGAGCACUACACCACGACACUGGACGCCGACACUGGUGCCGCCGCUGGCUCGACGGCGAACACCAAUCUUCCACUUAGCAAGGGGCAGCGCUUUAUUAUUGGUCUUGGAAUCGGCGGAAUGGCCAUCUUCAUCAUUCGAGCUACGUAUCACAGUACCCGUUCAGGGCCGCCUCAAAUCUUAUGGACCACUCCACAGGUGGUAAUGAAGAAAAAGGAGAAGCAUCAACCUUUACUGGAUAAUGCCGAGAAUGUUUGUGGCACGAGGCCCACUCUCGUGUUAGUAAACUUCCCCGGAGAAAUGCGGGGACAGCUCGAGCACUCACUGCGUCCACUGAUCAAUGACACAGAAUUGGAGCUGCUUUAUGCGCCUGUUGUUUUCUUCCAUGAUACGAUGGAGGUUACGCCUGGAAACAUCGAGGCUGUUGUUCGCCAAGAGGUUCUUGCAGCAUUCAGUGAUUUGGGGGGUGACACUCCUUGUGCAGUGUAUCGCUCAGCCCUUGUUGUGGAUGGUGAAGCUCCAAAUAUCUUUUGGACCCCCAAAGAGGCCAUGAAGGCUUCACAAGGUCGAGUGUUUCACGAACGGCACUGUAUUGGUUACACCGUGGAUGGUGGGCGGGUGGAAAUCUUGUUGCACGACACGUACGGUACGGUGGGUGCUCCCUUUGAAAGCACACCCAAGGGUAAGUCGGACUUCCCCUCCGACGACGUGGAUGGCGUAAUUCGGUGUUGCUUCUGUGCAUCUACACGCACAUUUGCCAUUGGUAGCGAAGAGGAGUAUGAUACCAUCGGGGACCUUGCGCUGUCUGGUCCAACAAAGCGCAUCGAGGGCCCGUACGCGGCGUCCUUUCGCGUCUUGUGGCUGAGCCCCGUACCGCUUUUCGCGAUGCUUGGCGCUGCUUUGCGGUACAGUCGCGUGGAGUUCGACGGCUGGAGACGGCUCGCGAAGCCGGGCAUUGACGGUAUAUCACCUGCUUGGGUGGUUCGGCAAUUGCGGCGGUUGUUGUGGUGGAGGUCUGGCGAGGUCGAGGUCAAUGCGGACGGGCCGGCGACAGCGGCAGCAUCAGCAUCAGUGGAGCAGCCGCAAGACGAUGAGUUUUUGUUGGAAGUGGAGAUCCUCCAGGAUCCCACGUGCGUACAAGCGUCACACCGCGAUAUGCUGAGGGACGUACUGGCAAAGAACUGGGUGAAAAGUUCAAAGAAUAUCAAAAAUGGGUAUGAAGAAUUGGUGGUGACGGCUGGUCUUCCCACUGGGGCUGGUGCCGUUUUGCGUUGCAGCUUGCGUCCGCGUCUUACUGUAUUUCAGGCGUUGCGAGAGGCAUGGCGACUUGUGGCGCUCGUGUCGUGUUUGAAAUAUGACGUGCGAUGCUUUCGUCUUCUUGUACCAGUGCGGCUCGUUCCACCGUCUACAACGACGGUAGCGAAACCGAUAGCAAGUACCGAGGCAUCGUGGCCACAUGUGCCUUUGUACCCACACUCAAAGGAAGAGGCAGAGUCAUCGUACCCAUCCUUCUACUCUGAUGCGCAGUACUUUUGUCUUGUGGAGGAGUGUGGCCGUGUGGAGGCGGAGGAGGCAUUUCGGCGUAUUCGAGAAGGCGACGUGAAGCAGCUGCACUACGUCGUGGCGGAUUACAUGACGGAUGAACUCAAAAAUUGA
Trypanosoma grayi is the source of this 1710-nucleotide messenger RNA. RefSeq lists its product as hypothetical. The transcript has a single exon. Bases 1 to 1710 code for a protein of 569 amino acids. The record is from RefSeq and is a predicted model, not a curated record. Lineage: Eukaryota; Euglenozoa; Kinetoplastea; Trypanosomatida; Trypanosomatidae.